AGUUAAAUAGAGCUCAGCACUGAACACACACAGAUCAUUUCAUCACUUCAUCUUCUCUCUUUAGGGUUCAUGAUGUCUUUGAGAUUUCUGCUUUUAAGUCUCGUGUUGUGGAGGUCUGACUGCAGAAGACAUGCAGAAGUGCUGGAAGAUGACACCGUUUAUGAUGUGUUUGAGCUCACAAAUGUUCAUAAGCAUCAUGUGGGAGUGAGUUUAGUGAAGGGUCCGGAUCCGAACAGUCCGGCUUAUAAGAUCCUGAAGCCGAACCUGAUUCCCUCCGUACCCGAGCCCUCCUUCAGGGACCUUCUGUUCUCCAUUCACACCGAGCGAGGGUUCAUCCUCACGGCCAACCUCAAACAAGCCAAACGGACCCGGGCCAGUCUGAUCACCGUCGAGAUGAAAGACGGUUCUGGUUCGCUCUUUGAGAUCAUAUCGAACGGAAAAGCAAACAGCGUGGAUCUGCUGUACCGGAGCGCGAUCGGGCAGCAGCUCGUGUCCAUUGAAGAUGUGGAUGUGGCGGACGGACAGUGGCGGAACCUCACGCUGUUUAUUCAAGAGGACCGAGCUCAACUUCACGUGGGCUGUGAGGAGAUCAACACUCAAGAACUCGAUCUUCCGAUCCAACAGAUCCUGAGUCAGGACAUCGCGGACAUCUCCGAGCUGAGGAUCGGCAAACCAGCGACUAAAUCUGAUCGAUUCAUGGGAGUUUUGCAGAAUGUGCGCUUUGUGUUUGGUACGACGGUCGACGCGAUUUUACGCAAUAAAGGCUGUGGGAGCUCCGCCUUCAUCACUGACGUCAUGACCUUAGAGAAUAUAUCCAGUCCAGCCAUCCGCACACAUUACACUGGACACAAAUCUAAAGAUUUACAGGACAUCUGUGGUUUCUCCUGUGAGGAUCUGAGCGGUAUGUUCAAAGAACUCAAAGGUCUCGGUGUUGUGGUGAAACAGCUGUCAAAUGAGCUUCGACAAGUGACAGCAGAUAAUAACUUAAUCAAGACCCAAAUAAAAAUCCACGGAGGAGUUUGUCUGCACAACGGUGUUGUUUACAACGAUAGAGACGAAUGGACGAUUGACAGCUGCACACACUGCACGUGUCAGAACUCUGCUACAGUGUGUCGUGAAAUCUCUUGCCCACUGAUGCCCUGUGCCAAUGCCACUGUUCCAGAUGGUGAAUGUUGUCCACGCUGCGGUACUCCAAACGACGAUGCCGAAGACGGCUGGUCCCCCUGGUCUGAAUGGACGCAUUGCUCCGUGACCUGCGGCAGAGGCAUUCAGCAGCGCGGACGUUCCUGCGACCGAAUCAACAGAAACUGCGACGGCACAUCGGUUCAGACGAGAGAUUGCUUCACUCAGGAGUGCGACAAACGCUUCAAGCAGGACGGAGGUUGGAGCCACUGGUCCCCGUGGUCGUCCUGUUCGGUGACGUGUGGAGACGGCGUCAUCACGCGAAUCCGCCUGUGCAAUUCCCCUACACCACAGAUGGGUGGCAGAGACUGUCAAGGUGAAGGUCGCCAGACCGAGUCGUGUCGGAUGCCUUUAUGCCCAGUGAAUGGAGGUUGGGGACCGUGGUCACUAUGGGACUCUUGUUCUGUCACGUGCGGUGGAGGACUUCAGCUCAGACAUCGUCUCUGUAACAGCCCCGCCCCCAAAUACGGCGGUAAAGAGUGUCUGGGAGACGCCAAAGGAAGCCGUUUGUGCAAUUCUCAAUCGUGUCCAAUUGAUGGAUGUCUGUCUAACCCGUGCUUCGCCGGCACUCAAUGCACAAGCUUCCCUGACGGCUCCUGGAAAUGUGGAGAUUGUCCAGUUGGAUACACUGGAGAUGGAAUCAACUGUCAAGACAUUGAUGAGUGCAAAGAAGUACCAGAUACCUGUUUUGUGCUCAAUGGAGUCCAUCAGUGUGAGAACACAGAACCGGGUUACAACUGCCUGCCCUGCCCGACAAGAUACACCGGAAAACAGCCCUUCGGCAGGGGAAUGGAGCAGGCCGUUGCCAAUAAACAGGUCUGCACACCAAGAAACCCAUGCGAGGAUGCCACCCACGACUGCAAUAAGAAAGCCAAUUGCAUUUAUCUGGGUGUCUUCUCGGACAUCAUGUACCGCUGCGAAUGUAAACCGGGCUACGCUGGGAACGGUCACAUCUGUGGAGAGGACACAGACCUGGACGGCUGGCCAAACAGCGAUCUCAUCUGUGUGGAAAAUGCAACUUACCACUGCAAGAAGGACAACUGUCCUGAUCUUCCCAACUCUGGGCAAGAAGACUACGACAAAGACGGAACCGGCGACGCUUGCGAUCCUGACGAUGAUAAUGACGGGAUCCCUGAUGAUGCGGACAACUGCCCGUUCAUCUUUAAUCCAAGACAGUACGACCUAGACCGCGAUCAAGUUGGUGAUGGAUGCGAUAACUGCCCACAUGACAGCAAUCCAGAACAGACAGACACCGACAACAACGGCGAGGGAGACGCUUGUGCCAUCGACAUUGAUGGUGAUGGCAUUCUGAAUGAGAAUGACAACUGCCCAUACGUGUACAACACUGAGCAGAAGGACAGUGACUGGGACGGAGUCGGUGAUCACUGUGAUAACUGUCCAUUCCAGCACAACCCUGACCAGAUCGACUCAGACUCUGACAAUGUCGGAGACAUGUGUGACAGCAACCAGGACAUCGAUGAGGACGGACAUCAAAACAACCUUGACAACUGUCCUUACGUCCCCAACGCCAACCAGGCCGACCACGAUAAAGAUGGCAAAGGAGACGCCUGCGAUCAUGAUGACGACAACGAUGGCAUACCCGAUGACAAAGACAACUGCCGACUCGCCCCCAACCCAGACCAGUUAGAUUCUGACGGUGAUGGCCGAGGCGACGCCUGCAAGUAUGACUUUGACCAAGAUAGCGUGCCUGAUAUAAACGACGUUUGCCCAGAGAACUUUGCCAUCAGCGAAACAGAUUUCCGCAGGUUCCAGAUGGUUCCUCUAGACCCCACGGGAACUUCGCAAAUCGAUCCCAACUGGGUCGUCCGUCACCGGGGCAAAGAACUUCUGCAGACGGUCAACUGUGAUCCUGGCAUCGCUGUCGGUUACGACGAGUUCAAUGCCGUGGACUUCAGCGGGACGUUCUUUAUCAACACCGACCGUGACGACGACUAUGCCGGCUUCGUGUUCGGCUACCAGUCCAGUUCUCGAUUUUAUGUGGUGAUGUGGAAGCAGAUCACGCAAACCUAUUGGUCUCACACACCCACCAAAGCCCAGGGUUACUCUGGACUGUCCAUUAAAGUCGUCAACUCCACCACAGGACCAGGCGAGCAUCUCAGGAACGCUUUGUGGCACACCGGAGACACUCAAGGACAAGUGCGUACCCUGUGGCACGACCCAAAGAACAUUGGCUGGAAGGAUUACACAGCCUACAGAUGGCAACUGGUCCACAGACCCAAAACUGGACACAUUAGAGUUAUAAUGUACGAAGGGAAGAAAGUCAUGGCUGAUUCUGGAAGUAUAUAUGACAAAACAUACGCGGGCGGAAGACUCGGCCUCUUCGUCUUCUCUCAAGAGAUGGUUUACUUCUCAGACCUCAAAUAUGAAUGUAGAGAUGUAUAAACAUGAAGGAUCUGCUGCUUAUCGAUUAUUAUCCAUCUGUUUCAAUCUGGUGGGAUCAAGAAGCUGGAAAAAACUUCUAACCAUUCCUUUCACUGAGGAUCUAAAUAUCAGGAUGGUGGGAGCCCGCAGAUGAACUUUUUGGCUCUCAAUGAGAAAGAAACGUCACAUCAGGUUUUCCUUUCUAAACCUUUGCUGGGUAAAUUCAUUUUUUAAUAAAAUCUCUGAUCUGCUGUGGACGAUGAAUGAAGGAGCCCUCACGAACUGAAGCUUCUCCUUGAUUCUUGAGGAGUGACGCACAGACUUUGUUUGACAUUAUGUGAAUGUGAUCUUUAUCCUUGAGACCUUCAGGAUUCAAGAGUUACUCAUCGAUUAAUCAUCCUGCAUUGAUAUUGAUACAGCCAGAGCCAAUUUCUAAUCAAUAAUGUCAUUAUUUUAAAAGAGUGAAAUAUUUCUCAGGGCUGGAUGUGAACUUUUUUGUGAUUUGCCAGUUGAAGAGGACCUUUCUUCUCCUUUAAGAAGAUGAACGCAUAGAUGCUCACAGCAUUUGCACAGACGAGCAGGAAGGUGUUUAAGAUAUUACGGAGAGAUGAUGGCUGAUAAUAGACUCUCACGGGCCAAUGCCAAUUACGCUAACAAAACUGGAGCUUCAUCAUCUUCGUCUUGAUGGAAUGAUGAAGAGUAAACACAAAUAUUACCUCACAGUUGUACAAUUGAAAUCAACAACUCAAAGAUAUUUUCCAUAUUUUCUGUUUUCUGUGUAAUAAAACACUUCCUUCUGUAAAUAGUACAAAAUACAUUUUUGGAAGAAAUGCCCCAGUACGACAUGAAUGGAAAGUUGUAUAUAGAAAUAUUGAUGCCUUUUAAAAAAUAAGUUAUUAGUCAAUUUGUUUUGAAAUAAUGUCAUGUGUACAUAUAUGCUAUUUAAAUAAUUUAUAAGGGAACGUAACCUGAUAUCUGAAAGUGUUUUGUAUAAACUGUUUGCACACUGAUGUAAGAGAACGAUUGGACUUGUUUAUUUUUUUAUUAUUAAGGAGGCUUCAGUUUUACACAAUGAUGAUGUUUUGCUUCUUAUUAAAAGCAUUUCUAACUAACAAAGAGAAA
Molecule: messenger RNA, 4686 nt
Organism: Paramisgurnus dabryanus
Lineage: Eukaryota; Metazoa; Chordata; Actinopteri; Cypriniformes; Cobitidae
Product: thrombospondin-1-like
Biological process (GO): negative regulation of angiogenesis; cell adhesion
Cellular component (GO): extracellular region
Molecular function (GO): protein binding; calcium ion binding
Source: RefSeq, a predicted model, not a curated record